Molecule: messenger RNA, 1065 nt
Organism: Penicillium nucicola
Lineage: Eukaryota; Fungi; Ascomycota; Eurotiomycetes; Eurotiales; Aspergillaceae
Product: J domain-containing protein
Exons: 3
Coding region: 1-1065 (354 amino acids)
Biological process (GO): cellular response to misfolded protein
Cellular component (GO): endoplasmic reticulum membrane
Molecular function (GO): Hsp70 protein binding
Source: RefSeq, a predicted model, not a curated record
AUGCCCUCCGCUACGGCAUCAGGCUCCGAUGCCAAGGGUGGCGCGAACUCGCGCGACCACAACCAGGGCAACCAGAAUCGCAAUUAUACCCCAGAUCAAAAGGCGGCAGUGUUGCGGAUCCGCAAAUGUCAGGCGACGGCAUUCUAUGAGAUCCUAGCGGUCGAGCGCUCCUCCACGGAUAAUGAGAUUAAGAAGGCCUAUCGCAAACAGAGUUUGUUGACGCACCCUGAUAAGAACGGUUAUGAUGGCGCCGACGAGGCGUUCAAAAUGGUCUCCCGUGCGUUCCAGAUUCUGUCCGACGAGGACAAGAAAUCUCGCUAUGACAAGUUCGGCGGCGACCCUGAUAGCAGAUUCCAGCCCGGACCUAGUGCGCCGAGCGGCGGAUCUCCAUUCAGCGGAUUUGGAGGCGGUGGUGGAUUCCCGCGUGGUGGAGGACCUGGCUUCGACGAGGAGAUCUCACCAGAAGAACUGUUCAACCGAUUCUUCAAUGGAGGAUUCAGCGGCAUGGGCGGUGGAUUCGGUGGCCCCCAAUUCGUCUUCAACAUGGGCGGAGGCCCAGGAUUCCGCGUCCAUCAAUUCGGCGGCGGCGCACCACGUCGCAGACCUCGCACAGCAGCAGCAGGAGAACAAGAAGCCCAGGUGGAUGGGCGCAAUUUCCUGCGCCAACUUCUCCCACUUAUCAUCCUCUUCAUCCUUCCUCUACUCUCUUCUCUCUUCUCCGGCUCCUCGACUCCAUCAGGCCCCACGUACCGCUUCGACACGCCCGUUUCUCCGCAUACCCUUGGCCGCACAACCCCCAAGUUAAACCUGAAUUACUUUGUCAACCCGCUCGACGUCGAUAACUUUAGUGCGCGCAAUUUCCGCGAACUGGACUCGCGCGUUGAGGUGGAUUAUGUACGGACGCUGCGCAAUGGAUGUGAUGCCGAGGCCAUGGAGCGGGAUCGACGGUUGCAGGAUGCGCAGGGGUGGAUUUUCCCCGAUGUUGAGAAGAUGAAGGCUGCGAGGGCUAUGGAGAUGCCUAGUUGUAAGAAACUGGAGAAGUUGAGAGGAAAAAUUAGGCUUUGA